AUGUCUCUCAUGUCAACAGCGUCGUCUAAGCCGAGCGGCACCGACAGCGACCCUUCUCACAAUGCUGCUACUGCUGUACAUGUACUAGAUUUUGAAGGAGAGAUCUCAAAGCAAAAGUUGGAGCAUUCCAGCAUCAUCUCACCUACUGCCCACACCGAAAUGGACAAAAUUCUAGCAAAACUCUCUCCCAAGCCUCAGUCAUCCGAGACCGAACUAUCACUGGACCGGAGCCUGUUUCCAAGGCUCCCUAGCCAACAAUUUCUACUCAAGCGGCAUAAUCGUCCCAUGUUUGACGAUAAGACAGGUCAGGAAUUAGAAGAUGAUUAUGCGAAUCUUGACAGAUCUUCCGGGGGUCUACCAUCAGCAGUCACUUCUCAGACAUCAGCUAAACUGGCCGAAGCCGAGCCGUCGCAGGUAGCUCAUGUCAAUAUGGCUGAGAUGUUACGUUUAAAGCAGGAAUUGAUGGCCGCCAACUCAAAGAUAGCUAUGCAAGAGCAGGAAUUGGCGCAGACUCGAGUUAUUAAACAUACCAUAGACCAAGCGCUCGGGCCACCUUCUGAAGCCGAGUUUAAUGGACGAGAAGUUACAGAACAGACCAUUGCCCAGUUACAGAGUGCGUUCAAGGCAUCACAGACAGGAUUCGGCUCUAUCCAAGAUGGCUGGAAUACGCAGGAUGACUCCCAGUCAGACAUGUCGGAUGCACUCUCCGCGGGAGCAUACAACAGAAAUCGGGCUUUUUGGGCACCCGCAACCCAGCAAAGAUUGAACCCAACCAUAAGCCCUACCACGGAAAGAUACUACGAAGAAUCACUGCGUUUGACUUGUAAUAGUCCUUAUGGCGACGACUCGAACAGAUUUUGGGCUGGCUCGAGUGUUCACUCUGUUAUGCCGAGACACGAUGCCUCUCACUCACAUCGUGUAUUUUCAGGUCCAGCCCCUGGGACUUUCGACCUCAAUGCAAAUCUCUCCGAGGAACAAGUCAGGUACCUCCAAGCCACAGGGGUCGUCCCGCGGCGCUCAUUCACUCAAAACAGUCGUGGUGGAUCAUGCUUCCCAACUGCCUUUGCUUUAAGUCCUGAGUCAUCAUUUUCUAGGUCUCCUGUGGAUAGGUCUAAUGACGUUUAUCAUCAACAAGAUGGACUGUAUCCAGCCCAUGGAUAUCAUCAACGCACCGUCGGAAGCCCACUUUCGCCCACGGCCACGGAAUUCAAUACAUCAAGCUCAUGGCCGGCCUCAUCGGUGGGUGUAAAUGCCAGCCAGGCGUAUAUUUCACCCUUGGAACCGAUCAACUACCGGCGACUACUUGACAAAAAUGUUUCUUGCGAUUGGAAAUAUAUAGUCGAUAAGAUCGUAUGUAAUAACGACCAGCAAGCUUCGAUAUUCCUACAACAGAAGCUCAAAGUCGGGACAACCGAGCAAAAGUAUGAUAUCAUAGAGGCAAUCGUACACCAGGCUUAUCCACUCAUGGUAAACCGCUUCGGGAAUUUCCUCGUCCAACGCUGCUUCGAACAUGGAACCCCCGACCAAAUCAUCGCGAUUGCCGAUGCUAUCAAAGGAAAUACUCUGAGUCUAAGUAUGGAUCCAUUUGGAUGCCAUGUGAUACAAAAAGCCUUUGAUUGCGUCCCAGAAGAACAUAAAGCGAUUAUGGUUCAUGAGCUUUUACGAAGAAUCCCAGAAACCGUCAUUCAUAGAUACGCGUGUCAUGUCUGGCAGAAGCUUUUUGAAUUACGGUGGAGUGACGAGCCCCCGCAGAUCAUGAGCAAAGUAAAUGAAGCACUAUGCGGGAUGUGGCAUGAAGUCGCCUUAGGCGAGACCGGAAGUCUGGUAGUGCAGAACAUAUUCGAAAAUUGCGUCGAAGACGAAAAGCGCCCUGCUAUCGAGGAAGUCUUGUCGAAGAUUGACAUACUUGCUCAUGGUCAGUUUGGAAACUGGUGCAUCCAGCAUGUUUGCGAACAUGGUGCCCCACACGACAAAAGCCGCGCUGUUGAGCACAUUCUUGCUUGGUCGGUCGAUUACAGCAUGGACCAAUUCGCUUCGAAAGUCGUGGAGAAAUGCCUUAAGAUAGGUGGUUCGGAGUUCCUCGAUCGCUAUCUUGCUCGAGUAUGCACGGGCCGCAGUGAUCGUCCGAGGAUGCCGUUAAUCGAUAUUGCUGGGGACCAGUAUGGCAAUUACUUGGUACAAUGGAUAUUGAUCAAUGCCGCAACGCAUCAGCGCGAGUUGGUAGCCAGCCACAUUAGGAAGCACAUGGUGUCCUUGCGUGGCUCGAAAUUCGGUUCCCGCGUGGCCAUGCUAUGUUGUAACCCUUCCCACAUAACUCGUCCGGGACCAGGCGCCGGCCUCUCGGUCAAUCGUUUUAGCAAUUUUAGCGACGACAGGUAUCCGGUCUCCGGACAAUACGCUGGGCGCUUCAGCCGCGCAAAUCAAUGGUAUCCCAACCACCCUCCAUUCCGAUGACAACAAUGUCAAAAACAGGAUUAUCGAAGAAUUCAAUCCCUUUCUUUCAGUCAGACGACGAGAGCCACAAAUGACAUCGACGUGGUUAACAGGCACCGUACGUCCUAUAAACAGCUGCUCCGAUGGCCAAGCUUCCAAGCGGGAACGCUUUGCUCUAUGCGUGAGAAAUCGUUCAAGUGGGAUGAAUUUGAAAUCUUAUUAUUUCAUAUGCGCUUCUAGAGCACUAUGCUGUGUAUCGUGGCUCAUGAUUCAGGCCAGUUGUUUUCCCUUAUCUAUCUGGAGCAAGUCGGAGAGAAGAGGAAGCAAAAGCCACGGAAACUAGCAAGAAAAUGGGUUACCUGUGUCCCUUAUAUCUUUCGUCGCUCCAAGUAUCAGAAGAACUCUGGGUGGUGUAAAGUAUGAUUGCCUGUGAG
Messenger RNA from Aspergillus saccharolyticus JOP 1030-1, 2867 nucleotides. RefSeq names its product Pumilio-family RNA binding repeat-containing protein. The coding region runs from base 1 to 2454 and encodes 817 amino acids. The record is from RefSeq and is a predicted model, not a curated record. Gene Ontology annotation, cellular component: cytoplasm. The transcript has 6 exons. Gene Ontology annotation, molecular function: mRNA 3'-UTR binding. NCBI's taxonomy places the organism in Eukaryota, Fungi, Ascomycota, Eurotiomycetes, Eurotiales, Aspergillaceae. Gene Ontology annotation, biological process: post-transcriptional regulation of gene expression.